Molecule: messenger RNA, 994 nt
Organism: Vitrella brassicaformis
Lineage: Eukaryota; Vitrellaceae
Source: the annotation of a GenBank genome assembly
GGCAGGUAACAUCGAGAGAGAUGUCCACACAGACAGGCUGCAGGCAGGCAGGCAGGCAGACAGAAUUGACAACCUGCCUGCCUGCCUGAGAAGGGCGAGGAUGACGGGAAUCUGACCCUCCCCGCCGGCCGGAAAUUCGGAGGGGAGGGGAAGGGCGAGAGACCACAGGGUCCUCAUGGCCCUCGAGAAAGACUUCCCCUUUCGCCCUUUGUCGCAGCUGAAGCUCUCUUCUCACCUCCAGAAAGAGGCCGGGCGCUUUCAGCAAUGGAUCCCCAAUAUAUCCGUCGCUGCCCGCAGAGAGAGACCUGCACACUCGAUGUCGUCCAGCAGCAGGAAGCCGCGUGAGUGCCGGUCGAGGGCAGAGAAGGCCCGGAAGGACCGGUCAAACGAUGAGAUCAGCCGCCCGACGCCUCACCUGCAUGGACGACAGUAUGCACUGAUCGGUCGGUGAGAGUAUCGUUGCUUACGUACGAUGGCUCUAAAGACCUCCCGUGAGAGGCCUGGCGGUUGCUGGUGACUGAGCCCCUCCACCACCCACAAGUGCUGAUGCACAGGACCGUACCACACCACACCACCAGCAGCCAUACCCGUGCCUUGUUUGUGUCCAUCCAUCCUUUUCUGCCGACCCACCUGAAUGUCACUUUUGACGAAUGGGAAGCCGAACACCGCCAGCAGGGCGCCCUUGAGCUCUGCGCGCGUCAGCACCCCCUUCGAGCCGUGGUCGAAACGGCAGAAGAUCCUAUCCACGUCACCAUCUCGGCUCCGCCAUGAUUCGCAUGAUGAGAGCACCUGAAUGAACGAAACAAUGCCACACACACGACGCACAGAGAGUGACCUGACGGAUGAUCUGCAUCUGUCCUUCAUUCAGCUGACCUUUUCGCACCUCGUCAGCAGCUAUCGACGCCGGCGACGAAUGGAAACGCCAUUGCUGAAGAUUGAGGUGUGCCUGUGAGGAUGCUGCAGGCUGCCCAAGGGACAAAGGAGGGAAAUCUCC